Perognathus longimembris pacificus (Pacific pocket mouse) is the source of this 888-nucleotide messenger RNA. Its product is annotated as maltase-glucoamylase-like. Gene Ontology annotation, biological process: carbohydrate metabolic process. Gene Ontology annotation, molecular function: alpha-1,4-glucosidase activity. Bases 1 to 888 code for a protein of 295 amino acids. Lineage: Eukaryota; Metazoa; Chordata; Mammalia; Rodentia; Heteromyidae. The record is from RefSeq and is a predicted model, not a curated record. The transcript is spliced from 8 exons.
AUGAGGAUGGUGAUGGUGACAUACACUGUGUGCAGUUACAGUUUUCAGGGUGGUGAUGGGGGUUCUGUUGAUGGGGCCAUGAAGGCUGCAAUGGUGAUUGGCCGGCCCGUGAUGGUGCCUUACUGGUCCAUGGGGUUCCAGCUGUGUCGCUAUGGCUAUGAGAACGAUGCUGAGAUCUCCAGCUUGUAUGAUGAGAUGGUGGCUGCCCAGAUUCCCUACGACGUGCAGUACUCAGACAUCGACUACAUGGAGCGGCAGCUGGACUUCACCCUCAGCUCCAAGUUCACUGGGCUUCCAGCCCUGAUCAAUCGCAUGAAGGCGGAUGGCAUGCGGGUCAUCCUCAUUCUGGACCCAGCCAUUUCUGGCAAUGAGACAGAGCCGUAUCCGGCCUUCACUCGUGGUGUGCAGGAUGAUGUCUUCAUCAAGUUUCCCAAUGAUGGAGAAAUUGUCUGGGGCAAGGUCUGGCCAGAUUUCCCGAAUAUUGUGGUGAACAAUUCUCUGGACUGGGACAGCCAAGUGGAGCAAUACAGAGCUUAUGUGGCCUUCCCAGACUUUUUCCGGAACUCGACUGCCCUGUGGUGGAAGAGGGAAAUGAAAGAGCUCCACUCCAAUCCACAGAGCCCAGAGAAGAGCUUGAAGUUUGAUGGCAUGUGGAUUGAUAUGAAUGAACCUUCGAGCUUUGUGAAUGGGGCAGUUCCAUCUGGCUGCAGGGAUACGACUCUGAACCGUCCACCCUACAUGCCACAUUUGGCAGGCAGGGACAGAGGCCUGAGCAGCAAGACCCUGUGCAUGGAGAGCGAGCAGAUCCUUCCAGACGGCUCCCGAGUGCGGCACUACGAUGUCCACAGCCUGUAUGGCUGGUCCCAGACCAGACCCACCUAUGAGUGA